ACAGUUUCGAAGUUUACUUUAAGCAAGAGAUUUAUAAAUUAUAAAACAAAACUAUUUUUUGUAAGUCAGUGUAAAAAGUCUUUUCUGUGGAGACUGUAGUUACGAAGCGAAAAAUGAUAGUCUGUUAUUGCAUGAUGGGGGCGGUCAGUAUGUGCUUUGCCGGUGAAAGUUAUCAAACUAUAAAAACGUAGAAUAAAGUAAGAUAAAUGUUAUAUUCCUUAAUGAUAGCGCACUAAAAUACGAUACGUGCCAGGAUAUGUACAUUUCAGCUUCAUGGAAGAUCUAGAACAUAUUCAAAGUUGAAUGUUUAAAGCAGAUCCCAACUCAGGCUCGUAUAACGUGGGAAAUACGAAAAGUGUCCGCAAUGACCACAUCAUUAACAUCUGUUGACAACUUCAGCAAAAAGUACCCGCGAGCUUGAAAGGUUGACCGCAUUUAAACUUACUUUAAACCCGCAUGCUUUUAUUGAAAGAGGUGCAUUUUCAGUGGAAGUUCAAUGCAAGAGGUACAAGACAAAUGUUGGUGAAAAAGGUAUUUUAUUCCCCAGAAAUUAGUUUUUUUAUAUUAAUAAUAUAUGUAUUUAACACCGAUUGGUUUUCUCUGCCAGUUGUACCAGGUCUAGUAUAGUGUCUGUCCAAAUGAAGUCAGUUAGGAACCAGCGUGUUUCAAAUGAUGCACAGAGGAAUUUAAAGACUUCAGCCCAACCCUUUAAAAAAUCACAGAGGGAGGGAGUAAUCUAGAAACCAUGAACAUGACUCCUGGAUGACACAGGCAAGUUGGUAUAACUAUGUCACACACAGAUUUGGAUGAUGUGGAUGCCACGCCUAGUGGGGUCUCUCUUGAAACCACCAUUACCUUCUUGCCCGAUCUUGUGCUCAGCGGUAUCUUCCAGUAUUUGUACUGGAAGGAAAAGAUAAUGGCAGUGGAAGCCUUCCCAGCAUGGAGCAGAAUUCUGGACUCUUCAUUAGGCUGGAAACAUUUUGAAAAUGACCGCAGCUAUGCACACUCCUUUAAGGCUCUCAUGUCACCCAACUACUUAUUUGAAGAAAUCACAUGUAUUGCACAGUAUGGACAGUUCUUCAUCCAUGGUGUUAUAUGGCUGCAAAAGUUUCUACCCACUGACAAUCCUGAGGAAACUGACUUUGCUCUGCUAGGGGCUUUAGAGACACACUGUUUUCGUCUAAAGUCACUGGCCAUCUACCACCCACCCAACCUCUCCUCCUCCUCCAUUAUCCUGUCUUUUGUGCCCUACAUCCAACCUCUGCAGAAGAUGUUCAGCUUCAGCCCCUCCCUGAAGCUCAGUUUCUACCGUUUGCUCUACUCCUCUGUGGAAGCUCACACUGGUGCCCUCGACCUUCUUCACUUCUAUCUCACUCACAAUGUGCUGCAGAAGGUUGCCUGCCUGGACUUUUCUCAUGGACUGAUUUUGGCAUCUUCAGUUCAUCCUCUGAACUAUCUUGUCUACUGCAUGUCUCUACGUGUGCUCAAAUGCCCCAUCCAAAAUCUGAACACUCUGAUUUUGCAACAACUUGUAGAAUUCAGCCUGCAGGAGCUGUACCUGACCAGUGAUGAGCAUACCCUUACUCUGAAUUAUGUUGAGAAAUCAGCCAUUGACUGGCAUGCCCUGCAACUCAUACCUGGGCGGAAACUAAAGGUGCACUAUGUGUUCAAGAACAGGUCAGUUUAUCCAGUGCACAUGUGCCCAAAUCCCUACGCACGCAGCUUGGUAUUUGACAGUCUUUGUUCCAGCAUCUCUAGGGCACUCUUGCUGUCUGUAGCUGAUAUGUAUGGAGCCACACUAGAACACGUUGCCUUCAUCCUAGCCAUCUGGGAUCCUCUUGUGCCUUUCUCGGAUUUGGAGGACCUGCCUACUAAUAUCCAGGCAAACAAUUACAUGGCGUCUAGGCUGAAGUGUGUGCAGACUGUGCUGCUUAACCUCGUCAUCCCAAAAGAUGCACUUAUCACCCUGGCUCAGCAUGCCCCAGCUCUCAAGACGCUGCUUGUCUAUGAACAUAAAAUUUUCUUUGGCAGACAUGCAGUCAACACAGUAGAGGAAAUAGAGGAACUGAAAAGCAUAAUUUCUGAGGCACUUGGAUAUUCCUGGAAACCUGUGAAACAAGAUGACACUUUAUAUAAACUAUCUUGCUAUAGGCAGAAUCUGCUGUUUGAGGAUAAUGUUUGCCAGUCGGAGGGUUUCUGGUGAACAUUGCAGACAUCUGUUGGUCACAAGCCAGAGCUGGCCACCAUGCUGUUUUCAAAAUCUAAUAAUAAAAGACAAGUCUUUAAAA
Pomacea canaliculata is the source of this 2288-nucleotide messenger RNA. RefSeq lists its product as uncharacterized. NCBI's taxonomy places the organism in Eukaryota, Metazoa, Mollusca, Gastropoda, Architaenioglossa, Ampullariidae. The transcript is spliced from 4 exons. The record is from RefSeq and is a predicted model, not a curated record. Bases 788 to 2203 code for a protein of 471 amino acids.